Messenger RNA from Paramuricea clavata, 336 nucleotides. The record is from the annotation of a GenBank genome assembly. Lineage: Eukaryota; Metazoa; Cnidaria; Anthozoa; Malacalcyonacea; Plexauridae.
AUGCGCCAUGAAUUCUUGGCUGAAACAAUUCUUGGAGACAACGUUGGCUUCAAUAUUAAAAACGUUUUUAGAAAGACGAAGCGAGAAAUGGUUACUUGGGAUAACAAGAAUGAUCCUGCAAUGGAACCGAAAAAUUUCACAGCGCAGUAUAUCACUAUGAACCAUCCGGAUUUAAUAUAUUCCGGAUAUAAUCCUGUUUUGGAUUGUUACACUGCUCAUAUUGCGUGGAAGUUCUCAGAACUAAAAGAAAAGAUCGAUCGUGGAACUGGUAAAACGACGAAAGCAAACCCCAAAUGUUUAAAGAAAGGUGAUGCUGGCAUUGUUACAAUUGUUUAA